Molecule: messenger RNA, 1558 nt
Organism: Truncatella angustata
Lineage: Eukaryota; Fungi; Ascomycota; Sordariomycetes; Amphisphaeriales; Sporocadaceae
Exons: 1
Coding region: 60-1391 (443 amino acids)
Source: RefSeq, a predicted model, not a curated record
CUUCAACGUGAUGAAUUGCCUCCGGGAGUAUAUAAGCCCGAUGCCCCUCUGCUCGUGUUAUGUUUUCAAGUGCACUCAUCAGAAUCAGCAUUCGGCCAGAGAACAUUUCCAAACUUAUUACCAACCGUACUCAAUACUGUCAAGAUCCAAUCAUCCCAAAAAUGGAACAAAGUCCAGCCCCAACUGACUCGCUGCCGCAGAACCCGCAUUUCCACUCAGACUAUUUUGGCAUUGAGGCGGUUGAAGCGAAUUCUCGCUUAGCGGAAAUUGUUUCUACUGGCGAGCUAGGACGCGCCCCGACACCAAUGCCAGAUCAAGGUGCAGACCCCGUACUCGAACAAGUUGCCCGUCCUGUGGCUGGGAUGAAUCAUCUUCAGAUUUCACGGACCCGUGGUGUCAUGGUGCGCAGCAUGCAAUACGCGCUGAAUCAUUUGCAAAAUGAACUUGACGACCCGACCUUGGUACAUACACCAGACCCCAACCAUUUCGACCAUUUUUGGGACAAGGACGCGUACUUCUAUAAAGCUGGCCUCCUGAGGAACGAAAUCUACAUCAACGCUGACGGCGGCAAGGGCGUAAAAUUUCAUCCUCACUUCGAGCAGUUCCGCGACCGAAGCACAUGUGUUUGGGCUGUGAAGUAUUCAAGUAGUUGGCAUGAUGAAGAUCAAGGUCCAGAUGUUAAUAGCCAUUGGUGCCUCAUUGUAGCCAACUUUGUAAACAGGCAGUCCACCAUUAUCAGUCCAGAGCAGUCCUGCCCAUGGAUGGAAGAGGAUGGGGAUGUCACGUUUUUUGCUUCAGAUCGUUGCUUUGACCGCUCACUGUUUGACGUACAGAUCUUUGACCCGCUCUGGGACACCGAAGCCGAUCGUGACUUUCGUCGUAUGAAGCUGGUGCACUACUUUAACCAGAUCCUUGAACUUGCCGGUGUUGCAGCCAGGCCUACACAGUUCGUGGAACAUAUGCCAGCCUAUGAACAGGUCCAAUACAAGUGGCAGACGGGCUAUCAAGUGUACGUCAUAGCAAGGGAAUACAUGCGUCGCUUGAAUGUCCUUCACACUUUUCGUCAUAUCGGUGCUGGUUUAGAAGAUAUCAAUGUCUGGAUAAAGGUAAUGUGGGGCGACUAUUUUGGACUUAUGGGUAUAGACGCCGCCCGAGAGUCGAUGAUGGCCGGGUGUGCCGUGCGGGCUAUUCAGAAAUCGAAAUUCCGGGCCAGACUGGCGAUCGAACUCCCUGGCGAUCUGACCUAUACAGACCCAAGAGACCUUGACCCCACAAAAUCCGAAGAUGCCUUCGCCCCAGGAGCUAACACGCGUGAACAGGAAGACGAGGAGGAAUUCCAGACGAGUUGGCUGUGGUCUCCCAGGCCAUGGUUGCUGGGGAGAGGACUUUGAAAUCCUCAUAUCCCUAGGUAGCCAACAUGACCGUCCUGUCGGGUAUCAUAGGACCAGGUACGUGUUGAUUGUAGGUACAUUGCAAAAUUUGUAUUCCAUUUAGUAGGUUUCAGUACUCGAUACGGACUCUUUCGAAAAGUUCCCUGUUCCGUUGCCAAAUCGUCUGU